Messenger RNA from Chara braunii, 2163 nucleotides. NCBI's taxonomy places the organism in Eukaryota, Viridiplantae, Streptophyta, Charophyceae, Charales, Characeae. The record is from the annotation of a GenBank genome assembly.
CUGGCUCACAGGGAGAUUUCGUUCACCCUCGAGUGGUUGAGGAAGCUCGCCUAGCUACCUCUGGGUCUAGCUCUCCUAUCUCUGUUACCCUUGGAGAUAACAAGACACAACACUUCUUCGAUCAGAUGGUCCCCGACCUCCACUUCUCCCUCACCCUCCAGCCAUCGGAUAGUACCCAGACGCCUAGGCGCUACCAUUCCUCCACGUACUUCGACGUAUUGGAGACUGGGUACGACUUUAUCCUUGGCACUCCCUGGUCUCGCCGGUUCCGUGGUACAGAGGCCGAACGGGCAACUGAGACACUCGUUCUCAAAACGAAGUGUGGUCAGACCUAUCGCGUUCCGUUCACUGGAACCACGGGCGACACCCCUCCAGACCUACCUUCCCAGGACCCUCGUCCCUCUGAAUCCCACCCAGACAUCGCCUUCACUUCUCCUCGUCAGUUUGCUCACUUCUUACGAGAGGAGGACGUCACGUUCUACUCAGUGAACGUCAUGGAUCUUCUUCGCUAUGAUCCCCUCUGUCCCAAGGUUAAACUCAUCUUACUGGAGCCCGAUCCUCCUGACCCUUCCUCCAUCUUCGCGGCUCCCAUCUCUACGUCCACCCGUCAGCCUGCGGAUACCCCCUCCACAUCCCAGGCCCUUGCGCCGUCGACUGUCGAGUCCACACAUACGUCUCGUGCCGACGCGGACAUUGAGAAACUCGCACGGUUCACAACAGACUUAGAGUCUGCCGUUCGCGACCAGAUUCGAGAGUACCGCGACGUCUUCCCUCCGUAUUUCUCAUACAGUGGGAUCCCUCCGAUGCGCGGUGUUGAGCAUUCUAUCCAGCUCGUGCCUGACUAUCGUGUUCAUCAUCAGGCACCGUACCGACUUUUGAUCCCAAAGGCGACGGAACUCAAGCGUCAGCUUGAGGAGCUCCUUCGACUGGAUUUCAUUAAACCCAGUAACUCCCCUAGGCGUGCACCUGUCCUCUUUGCUCGUAAAGCGGACGAAACUCUUCGCCUCUGCAUCGACUACCGCGACCUUAACCGUCACACGGUAAAGAACAACUAUCCUAUGCCCCUCGCGGAUGAGCUGUUUGACCGUCUGACAGGCAACCGCUUCUUCACGAAGAUCGAUCUUCGUAGCGGUUAUCACCAGAUCCGCGUUGCCGCAGAGGAUCAGCCGAAGACCGCCUUCCGGCCACUACGAGUUCACGGGGAUGCCAUUCGGCUUCACCAAUGCACCUGCCACCUUCUAGACGACGAUGAACGAUAUCUUCAAGGACAUCCUCAAAGAAUACGUUAUCACACUCGUGGUCCUGCGCUUGACGACUGGAUCGCCCACAUGGCGGCGAUUAUGAAGCACGCACACGAGAGUCUAGCCGACUCCAAGACCCGCAUGGCCGCACGAGCAAACCGAUCACGAAUGGAUCAUCCAUUCAAAGUCGGUGAUGAUGUGCUCGUCAACGCACGCCACUUGCAGGUCGAAGCGGACACACUUCGCAAGUUCAGGCGUCGUUUCUUCGGUCCAUGCCGCAUCCUUCAUGCCGUCGGUUCUGAUACUGCCGCUAGUCCGGUCAGCUUCCGUGUGAAGCUACCUGAUUACCUUCGACAGGCUCGCGUACACGAUGUCUACCACGUCUCCUUGCUGCAUCCUUAUCGCAGACCGUCCGAGCGCUCGUCCGGACGCCCGUAUGAGCGCCCUCCACCUAUCAUGGUGGACGGUCACGAGGAGUUCGUCGUUUCCGACAUCGUAUCUCGCCGAGUGACCGAUGAUAUCCCUCCAUGCAUCGAGUACCUUGUGCGUUGGAAGGGUUAUCCUGAUGAGGAGGCUACUUGGAAGCCCCUCGAGCACUUGCAGCACUCCAAGAUGUUGGUGCGUGCAUAUGAUCGUGCUCGUCGUCCUGAGAUGGCUUCCCCUGCUCAGCCGACUCACCCUCUUCCUCCUCCUCCGGCUGAGGAGAUUGCUGAGGACGAGCCCGCUCCCUCCGAAGUCGUUCCUCAACCGCAGACGGUCGCCUCCGAGCGUCCACAGCGCACUCAUCGUCGCCUUGCACGUUACGAUGACUGACACACUUAUCCUUUAUCCUUCCCCACUGAUUCACACCAUCAGGUACUUCAUCAUCAGUUCUUCUUCAGGAUGUCAGCGUUUUGCGGCUCUGCUUCGACAUCGACCUCGA